CAGUCCACAUUGCACUCCACCCAGGCAGGUAGCUCAGACACCACUCUUUAGAGGAUCACAGGGUCUGAACCUGCUUCAGACGAGAAGAGACACUGGGAUUUAGAUCGAACUAGCACAACUGGAAUACUGUGAUAAUGCCUUCCACAAAGAAGAUUCUGCAUUUCAUGUCCAGUGCGCUGGUCACCGCCAUAUCGGUUGGGUUGCUGGGGUUUUCCAUGUCAGCACAAUGGUCUACAACAACCUUGGAGUGCUCAAGGCCUGGAAGUGGCGUCUUUAACGGAAGUGCUGUGGUCAAACUGGAUCUUUUUAGAGGGAAUGUAGAAAGAACCUCCUGCCCCUCGUUUGGAGGAGUCGAUGCUUUUGACGUGUUUCCUAAGUUGGUAGAAGCAGAAGGUGCCCCUGUUAUCCUGUAUGGUUUGGUUUUGGGCCUGUUGGCUCUGUGUCUGCUGUGUUCGGCCUGCAGCAUCCUCAUCUCCCUCUACAACAGUGUCAGCAACCCUUAUGAGACCUACGUGGGGCCUGUAGGAAUGUAUGCCUGCAGUUCACUCAGCGCAUGUGUCGCUGUAGUCGUCCUCAUCCUGUAUGUGGUGAACCUCUUUGCGACUGCCAUGGCACCUGAUUUAGUGCAGUCCUUUGCCGAAGGUAUUCCAGCAGAGAUAAGGAUCAAGAGAGCACAGAUGGAUUUAGGAUUCUACCUGCUCAUCCCUUACAUUGUGCUCGCCCUUGUCGCCAUUGCUUUGAUCUACAUGUACGACCAUGCAGCCUACACACAGAGGAGGGAGCAGCAGAGGCCGACAGAGGACGCACCGAAGGAGAUCAUGAUGUAUUAGUGGGAUGCAUAGAAGUCAGAUGUCAGUGACAUUGAAAAAGCCCUCAUAAACACUUUCUGGAGUAUUUUACUGUUAUAGAGAAUUACUGAUGGAAAUCAGGUGUGUGUACAGUAAAAUAUGGAUGUACAGCUAUUUUAAUGGACAAAAAGAAUAUCACCUAGACUAACAGAAACAAUUGUUGUCUGAUUCAACAUGAAGUUAUAACUCGAUAGUUAAGUGAAGUUUAUUAUAAAUCAGUUUAAGUGUAAAUCUUGUCCGUAUUAAGCUGACAACCUUUUUAUUUAUAUUGUGUGGAGAUGUUUUAAUGGCCGCUUGUUUGAAAGGCACUUUUUUCUUUUCUUUUUUUUCACAUUUCAAAUAUGUCUUUUUAAUCCUUCAAAUAAAUAUUUUUAAUUAAUGGCUAUACUUCAACCAAAUGUAAAUAAACAUAAAAUAUGUUGGAUGCAAAAGAGAAAAAUCACAAAUGACUUGUUUUCUGUAUUUUCAGAUUUACUAAGUGAAGCUGUACAGGCAAAGAAACUGGCACAGACUUUCAGACCAAAUGUAUAAA
Molecule: messenger RNA, 1380 nt
Organism: Labrus mixtus (cuckoo wrasse)
Lineage: Eukaryota; Metazoa; Chordata; Actinopteri; Labriformes; Labridae
Product: clarin-3
Exons: 3
Coding region: 135-830 (231 amino acids)
Source: RefSeq, a predicted model, not a curated record